Messenger RNA from Ostreococcus tauri, 378 nucleotides. RefSeq names its product unnamed product. The transcript is spliced from 2 exons. NCBI's taxonomy places the organism in Eukaryota, Viridiplantae, Chlorophyta, Mamiellophyceae, Mamiellales, Bathycoccaceae. The coding region runs from base 1 to 378 and encodes 125 amino acids. The record is from RefSeq and is a predicted model, not a curated record.
AUGGCGAUUCUGACGACGACGGUGACAACGACGGUCUUGCUGCGCUUGCGCUCAUGGGACUCGCUGGGACUGACAUCCAACGGCCGCGAGUCGCACCGGGAACCGGGAAGGGAGCUCGUGGCGCAGAAGAGAAAAAGUAGACGUCGACGCAGUGAAUUGCGUCGCUUAAGCGCUUCGAGGAAGUUUUACGUGACGAAAAACGCUGGGUUGGCGAGGAUAGAUCCCAACUAUUGGUCUCUCGACAAGGUGGCGAAGAAGUUCAAGUUGAAGUCGCCGAACCCGGUAGUCGUUCUGAGCAAGCAUCUCAAGGCGCACGGUGUAAAUUCGCGCCCAGUGGCAAAUGGUGGCCAAGACGGCCGAUUUUACACGAGAUUUUGA